Messenger RNA from Drosophila biarmipes, 943 nucleotides. RefSeq lists its product as uncharacterized. The record is from RefSeq and is a predicted model, not a curated record. Bases 66 to 770 code for a protein of 234 amino acids. The transcript has 3 exons. NCBI's taxonomy places the organism in Eukaryota, Metazoa, Arthropoda, Insecta, Diptera, Drosophilidae.
UUAUUAGUUUGCUUUUCAAUUUCGAAGUGUCAAUCGUGUUUUAUUUAAUCUUGAUUUAAAUCAAAAUGUUUAACCUCAGGCAAACGCGAAAAAGGGGGAAAAACUUUGCGCCUUCCGAGGAGCUCAUACUGCUAGAGCUCCUGGAACCCUAUAGGCACAUCAUCAACAACAAGAACUCCGAUGCGUCCACUUCCCAGUUGAAAAAGGAAACCUGGGAGAAGUUGGCCCUCCAGUUCUGCAGCCAAACGGGCUCGAAACGCACCUGGAGAACCCUCAAGGAUAAGUACAAGAACAUGAACACCAAGCUCAAGACCGCGGGCUCAAUGAUUCCCUGCUAUCCCUAUUCGGAAGAGUUCGAUCCAGUCAGCAGCUGUGUUUCUGUGGUUUAUGAGGACACCGAUCCAGACAACUCACUGGACAAUAAACAACAGGAUUAUCGAGCCGACAUUAUUGAAAGCCCAAUUUUUAAAGCAGAACCAAUCAAUGAGGAACCGUUUCAGGAAAUUCCAGUGGAAAAUCCACCAGAGCCCGAAACCCAGUUCAUAAAGAAAAACUUACCAAGGAGAUUUGUUAUAAGUAAGCCAAACAAGAAGAGAUUACUGGAAGAUGAACAAAUUGCGUUGAUACGACUUCAACAGCGGUUCUAUUACAACGAAAACAUAAGAUCUGGGGAGAAACAUCGCCUGGAGCUGCGGUCAAUUAAUCUGAAGAACGAGCUCAUGGAACUAGAGCUUGAGGAAAAGCGUCGUCUCCUUGGAAAAGAUGAUUAAAUUAAAGAACAAGCUGGCCACUCCAGAUAACAAAGAACUAGUUGAUAUAGUUGUUAUACCCAUUGUAUUUGAGUAGUCGAAAGUACAUGCACACACAGAAUACAAGACAUUCAGUUACACAUAGUAGAUAAGUUUAGGCUUAGGUCUAGACUAAAUUAAAACAUGAAAUGGCA